GUUUCCCGUCUGCAACUCUAAUCUCUAAGCUUUAAAUCUUUUAAAUCCUAGCUCUUAUGAUUUAAAAUUUUCGAUCGAUAUAAUUCUAAAGGCUAAAAGCUUAUUACCUAUUGUAGACCCGGCCUUAUCUUUCAUUCAUUUUCAAUCGUGACAGAAGGGCAGAACGGCGGAACCGAACUCCGAACUGUGGAAGAGAAACGGAAAAACGGGGAAUUCCACAAUAGAGUAGAGAAUAACUUCGCAUAGGGAGAAUAUUUGCUGAUAGUUUUCGUGUCCAAAGCAACAUUUUACGCUUGUAUUUUUAAUUCGAAAUCGAGCUGAAUCACGAUGGUGGAAGAAAUUCGUGUCAUGUGGUGCGAUGCAUUAGAAGAAUUGCUGCAAUGUCCUGUAUGUUUAGAUACAGCACAAGGUACAAAAGUUCAAUGUAUAAAUGGACACCAUAUAUGUAAUCAGUGCAGAACACAGCUGCAAAUAUGUCCUAUAUGCAAAUGUUCCUUUAUCGUUACAAGAAAUUUGGUAGCGGAACAACUGUCAGCUAAAUUGGAGGAUAUUAAGUUAUCAUUAUUACAUCCGUAUCAUGCACUCAAUAGAAGAGUCUUGCAUAAUAAAGUAUGUGUGGCUACUCAAACCGAGGCUGUUUGUAUGCCUUCCACAUCCUCUGCUUGUCAAACAGAAUCUGUAAAUCCAUCUAGAUGUCUGACUUUGAAAAAUGAACAGCUACAACAAAAACCAAUGAUAAACUUAGCACCUAGAGUAGGGAAAGGAGUAUUUCCAUGUCGAAUCGGAUCUUGCACAGUGGAAUUACCUCAUGGAAGAAUCAUUGGGCAUAUAAGAUAUCACCAUAAAGAUGUAUUUUAUGAGUUCAGCGCAAAAGGUACUGUAUUUAAGAGAAAGUGGAAUUUAGAAUACGUGCAGAAUCGUGACUAUGAUUAUGCUUUCCACAUUAAAGAAAUGGGACUUUUCUUUCUAAAUGUCAGCAUAACUCAUAAAGGUGACCUAAUAGCUUAUGUACAAAUUGUCAAUUGUACAACUGUAAGCAAGCAGUUUGUUUAUAUAUUUGAGGCAAUUGGGACAUAUAAUGCUUCUUAUACUGGUCCGGUAAAAUCGUGUAGAGUAAGGACGGAAUCCGAUUGUUUGCAUAUACAAGAGAACGAUAUGCGCAAAAACAUGUUAGACGAUAAAAACUUUUUUCAUUGUAACCUUACGAUAAAGCGUAGAGUCGAUUAUUCUCGCGAACUUCCUCAUGGUAAACCAACCGCCGCCAAAGACGACAUAGUAGAAUUAUUUGAUGAUAUUUAAUGGAAGAAGCAAUAAUUCGUGAUAUUACAUUAAAAAAAAAAAAAUAAAAACGCUAAAGACUAUGAAUUUCUUGAUACAUAAGAAGGUAAAAACUACAUGCAACUUUAUUCUUACUAAACAUAAUAUUCCUAUAUAAAUAAUGAAGAAUUUCAUUUAAUUACGUAUAUAUAAAUAUAACAUUUUUUACCGUUUAUAGUUAUGUUAACAGCUUGUAAUUUUAUUUUAUGACUCAAUGUAAUUUUCAUUGAAAUAAGUAUGGAGCUUUAUAUUAUAUUUAGUCCUACACAGUGAUAUUGUCUAAUUAGUAAAAUAGAGAAGCAUUUGAGAAAGAAAGAGAUUCUAUCACAGAUUGCAGGAACAGAUGCAAUCAUAUGCAAAUAAUGUAAUAAUUUUUCAUAAAAUAUUUCCAAUUUAAUUUCAGUACAAAAUCAAUUAGGUAAUUAUAUUGAAAAAAUAAAAAAAAAUAAAAAAAUU
Molecule: messenger RNA, 1773 nt
Organism: Cataglyphis hispanica
Lineage: Eukaryota; Metazoa; Arthropoda; Insecta; Hymenoptera; Formicidae
Exons: 6
Coding region: 328-1299 (323 amino acids)
Source: RefSeq, a predicted model, not a curated record